UUUGCACUUUCGAGUAGAUUGGAAUUGGAGUAGAUGUUCGCGCUCGAAAUUAUUUUGCACACAUAAAGUUAUUUCGCACGUGCGAAAAAGUAUUAUGAUUGAAGUCACGAAUCAGAAUUUUAACAACGUGUAUCCGCAUCUAGAGCACACGUUGAAAAAUGCUAGCUUCAUAGCGAUUGACGGGGAAUUUACAGGCAUAGAAGGCGAUGAUGUAAAAAAUAGCUUGUUCGAUUCCGUACAUGAACGCUAUGAAAAGAACAGGAACCACAUUCAGCCGUACAUAAUAAUUCAAUUUGGUAUUUCGGCGUUUCAACGAGUUCACGAUGAGAAUGAAUACACUGCGGAGGCUUUUAACUUCUUCCUGCUGCCUAGAUCUAUACCGUCAAAGAAUAGACAUUUUCUUUGGCAGAUAAUAUCGCUAGAGUUCCUCACUAUGUAUGGAUUUGAUUUUAAUAAACUUGCCUAUCAAGGUAUUUCAUACAUUGAUCAGGUCGACAGAGCAGUCUUGCAGCAACAAAUACAGGAAAAUACAUUGUUCAACAAUGUGGAGCAAUCUAUUUCAUACAAGGAGGAAGAAGAUUUUAGAAAUACAAUGACUGAAAUAUUUACAUGGCUAAACACAGCUAGUGACGAAGUAGAUUCUUUUAAAAUUGAAUCCCCUACUCCAACUUUGCAAUAUUUUAUGCAUAAGGAAUUGAGAAAACGUUUCUCAAAUAUUUGGACCUUCUCUGGGAACAAUAUGGUUACUGUGAUUAAAGUACCACCACAAUCGAGAAAAAUUCUAGAACAGGAAGAAGGCUCUAUAUUAGAAAAUGUAUUGCUCGAGUCAUACAUAGGUUUUUCAAAAGUAUUCAAUCUCUUGGUUACUUUGAAAAAACCUAUAAUUGGACAUAAUCUUUUUUUAGACUUCAUGUUCAUGCAUCAACAAUUUUACAAGCCCUUACCAAAAAAAUAUAUUAAUUUUAAGAAUAACGUACAUCAACUGUUUCCAACAAUUUACGACACCAAAUUUUUAAGUUUUGAACUGAAAAGAGUUCUCGAAUCACCAGAAAAGUGGAAACAAAAUACUUUAAGUGGCUUAAUUGAUUAUUUUGUAGAAAGUCAAGGAAAAUAUACAGUGCCAGGAUCGCCUAUUGUUAAACUUGCAACAGAUUCAGACGAAUUAAAUAAUUCUCCUAAGAAAUAUCAUACCGCAGGAUGGGAUGCUUACUUUGCCGGUUAUUUAUUUAUUAGAAUGGCUCAUGUAUUUGCUACAAAGCACUAUGGACAAGGUUUAAACUCAAAAGAGUUUACACAUACAGAAUUGAUGAAUAGCAUAAAAACUUUUGCAAAUUGUGUAAAUAUCAUACGUGGCAAUACGUCAUAUUUGAGAUUUGAUGGACCUGAACCUAAAUCGACUCGACCAAAAUGGCUUUAUGUGAAAAUGUUGUCCUCAAAACCAAUAACUCCCGUACAGGUAGCUGAAAAAAUGUCGAGGUUUGGCAUGGUUGACGUGAAACCAUAUACACCAAAAGGCAUGUUAGUCGCAGUAGCAAAUUACGGAAGCGCACGAGACAUAUUACUACAUUUCAAGCAAAACAACGAACUGCACGUAGUCCCUUAUAAUCCGAUACGACAUUCACCCUCGAUUCAACUUAUCCUAUGGGGCAGUUUAGUCGUUUCUGGCGGGAUCUUCGCAUGGGUAUUGCAUCAAAAAUUUCAGAGAAGCUCUUAAACGGACUGUAAAUAUCUCGAAAAUAUA
Messenger RNA from Cyphomyrmex costatus, 1741 nucleotides. Its product is annotated as poly(A)-specific ribonuclease PARN-like domain-containing protein 1. Gene Ontology annotation, cellular component: nucleus; endoplasmic reticulum. The coding region runs from base 95 to 1714 and encodes 539 amino acids. The record is from RefSeq and is a predicted model, not a curated record. The transcript has 12 exons. Lineage: Eukaryota; Metazoa; Arthropoda; Insecta; Hymenoptera; Formicidae. Gene Ontology annotation, molecular function: RNA binding; 3'-5'-RNA exonuclease activity. Gene Ontology annotation, biological process: priRNA 3'-end processing; nuclear-transcribed mRNA poly(A) tail shortening; siRNA 3'-end processing.